AUCGCACAUCAGACAGUCGCCGUGAACAGGCAGAUAUGCGCGCGUGUGUCGUUCUUCGUGUAUACGAGGUAACAACAGCUAGGUAACGAUCAUUUGUAAGUAUCAUUGAAUCCGUUUCGGUGGAACGGAGAAGAUCGUGUGGGAAACACGAGCGUGGCCACGCGCCACUAAGACAAAACGAAAAAGAAAGAAAAUAGGAGAAAAGGUGUCACAGUGAAGUUUUUCGCUUUGACCGGCGAGACGUCGAAGACGGGAGGCGCAGCGGGUGCUGCCGAUGUACAUACGUGGUGGUGCGCGUAGCAGGGUGUGGUGUGCGGAGAACAGGUGUCCAGAAGCGCAGCUCGACCGUGAAACGAGCAGAAACCGGAAACGUACGAGGCCGGUGCUCGCGCGUCACGAUGAAUUUUCGGGCUGGCUAGCCCGUAGAGGGAACAUACUCGCAUGAACAUCAUCGGCGAGAAAGCUCUUUGAUACACGGUGGUGGUUAGCUAGGUGACGAGUCAUGUCACAUACACCACCGAAGAGCGCGAGUCCAGCCGGCAGCCGGGGUAGCCCUAGCAGCCCGAGUACGCCACGUGGAGGCCGUCUACGCGAUAGGGUCAAUUUCUUCAUCGAGCUGUUCGAGGAUAAAGAGGCUAGACGAAAUGCCGGACAAUUUAGAUCGCCGACGAAUCCCAGACCUUCGUCCGGACCUUCUUCGCGACCAUCCUCCAGAACCAGCGAUUCGUCGUUCGAGGAGAGCUUCGAACGAUUGGUGGAAGAAGGUGAAUUGAACGGUUCGAAGGUGGUAAAAUUUGAGAAGAUCACGGUGCGAAAGAGCGUGAAAGAGAUCGGCAGCGGUGUGUCUAGCUCGCAACAACGAGGUUUACUCGCGGAAUCGAGCAGAACACCGAGCGAGGAACACGCCCUCGAGGACUCGGCUUAUCAGAGUCAUAGCCACGGUGCUCCGAAUUAUGAAAGUAAAUCCAGCUCGGUCACGUCGUUCACCAGAUUUCCAUCCGAAGAGAGUUUGUCGCAUAGGAAGGGCAGUAGCCCUCAGCAUCAUCUGGGCCUGGACGAUCGAACGCCGUCCGAGUGGUACGCGGAAUAUCGUACUCAGAGUUUCCAGAACGUCGCCACCAGGAUCGAAUAUGUGCGCAGUAAGAGCGAGUACGAUGCACACAUCGCCGAGAUUAAAGACGAACAAGAACGCGUACAGAAGAAAACUUUUGUCAACUGGAUCAAUUCGUAUCUUUCUAAGAGAAGUCCACCGCUUCGAGUGGACGAUUUGAUCGAGGACCUCAAAGAUGGUACCCGCCUACUCGCGUUGCUUGAAGUUCUGUCCGGCGAGAAGCUGCCGAUGGAAAGGGGCCGAAACCUGAAGAGACCGCAUUUUCUUAGCAACGUAAACACAGCGCUUCAAUUCUUACAGAGCAAAAAGAUCAAGCUGGUGAACAUAAAUUCGUCCGAUUUGGUAGACGGACGACCGCCCGUAGUGUUAGGCUUGAUAUGGACCAUCAUUCUUUACUUCCAGCUACGAUCGAAGGAUCGAAGGAAGAUCGAGGAAAAUACCAGGGCUUUGGAAUACCUUGGACAUACGUGGGGUAGUCAGAGCAGUUUAGAGAGUCUUAGUACCCAAGGAUCCGCGACUAGCGAGAGGAAACGCAUCAGUAGCGAGAAAUGGAAGCAGGGUGCGAGGAAGACUCUGCUUCAGUGGGUCACCAAUGCUCUGCCAAAGGACAUCCAAGUACGCGAUUUCGGCGAAAGCUGGCGUGACGGCAACGCCUUCCUGGCCAUCAUCGAUGCUAUCAAGGCGAACUUGGUGAACAUCGCGGCCAUGAGAGAAGCAACGAACAGAGCUCGUCUAGCGACGGCGUUCGACGUGGCCGAAUCCGAGCUGGGUAUCGCCAGACUUCUGGAUCCCGAGGACGUCGACGUUCCCCAACCCGAUGAAAAAUCUAUCAUGACAUACGUGGCUCAGUUUUUACACAAAUAUCCGGAACCAGGAUCCGCCGCUUCCGAUUCGUUCGCGGCUGUACAGCAGGAGUACGAUAAUCUGCUUGGUUGGCUGUACGAAAGGCUGAAAUACCUGGAACAGAUGGGUAGCUCCCCGUUGAGUUAUGAUGAGUACGCCGCGUUGAAAGCAGAAGUCGAGCAACAGAGGGUUGUGUACAAUAAGCUACAGCGUCUCGUCGAGACGCCUAGCAUGAUCAGCAUCACGCGGGACUCAUGGAAGCACGUGCAGGAUCUGUGGAAGACCCUGGAGAUGCUCAUGUUACGCUGGCUCUGGCUCCUAGACUCUUAUUUGCCAGGUGAAUUAGGGGUCGUAGGGCGAUGGUUGUGUCGCGCAGAGGACCUUCUGCUAUCCGACAACGACAUCCCCGAAGAAAUGACAGAAGAAACCGCCAACAUAAUCUCGAAUAAGCUCGAGGAGCACAAAAAGUUCUUCCUCGAUCUUCCGUCCAUGACGGAACGAUUUCAAGCGGCGAGAAGUAGCGAGGCCGCGUUGAAAGUACAUCCUCAACAAUUGAACGAAAUGGCGACUCGAUUGGAUAGCCUGGCGAGUCGUGCCGCCAAACGUAGAAUCCGACUAAAGUUCCUGGAGCAUAAGUGCUGCCUUAUUGCUUUCUUGUUCCUAGUUGAAACAAAGUUGAAGAGUUGGAGCGUGAAAUACGAUACUGAAGAGAGUGUGCACCAGAUGCUGGAGCAAUAUAGAAACUUCGUAUCGCGAAACAGAAUUUUCCAGGAGUUCCAGAAAGCCUACCUGGACAUGCAACAAGUCGUCGAGGACUACAAACGCGAAGGUGACGUAGACACCGAAGAAAGAGCGAGCAUCGAUCGUUUCAUGCGAGAGACCAGCGACAAGUGGAAAAGCGUGUCCAUGGAUCUGCGUUGCGUGCAAAGCAUGCUUGAGGAAGUGGUAGCUUAUUGGCGUCGCUGGAACAUAAUCUCCGAUGAGUUCGUGACUUGGUUGAACCGUGCUGAACCUGCCUUGAACCUUCCCGAAGAGGACAAAAUGGAAUUCUUCCAAGAUAUAAGCGUGUGGAAAGACAAACACCAACAAUUGUCGGACACAGUGACGUUCUUGAUCGCCACAUCCGACGAACCAGUCGCCUUGCAAUUGAAGCAACGUUACACGAGUCUCGCUUCUAGAUGGGACUCGCUGUUCCAGGAAGCGAAACAGUACAUGCACGCUGGAGACGUGAUACGAAAUAGAAAAGACUACAGACAGGGCGUGGAAACUUUACAAAAGUGGCUGAGGAACGUUGAAUUGGCGUUAUCAGCUACUGAUUUAACCACAACAGAAAAGAUCAAGGCAUACGGUGAGAAGUUGCAAGUCUUCCAUAAUGAAGUAGAAGGAAUCGAAGAUCUUUUCAAGAGUAUCAGCAAAAAAUUCCAGUCACUCAUUCAAGAUUUAUCUCGAGACGAAGUAGACAAAAUGAUGAACACCCUGAAGAAAGAGAAGGAGGCGCUGGUUAAAGUACGAGCCUUGAUACCGAUGCAGUUGCACCUGUACCAUCAACUUCUGGUUCAGCAGGAGUCUCUGGAAGCUGGUCAGAAGGAAAUAGCUACCUGGUUGGACGAAGCAGAGAGAAUGUUGACCAACGUCGACUUAUCAGGUGGUAGAGAGCAUAUUUUGGCUCAGUUAGAGCGGCAUAAAGCCUUCUUCUCGAGAACUCUCUACUAUAAAUCCAUGCUGGAGUCCAAGAACAAAGUGUUCUCCAGUAUAGUGAAGUCUGUGGACAGUCACGCGGAUGUAGCUACUGCAGAAGGUGGCAGAACCUUGAGAGAAUUGAACGAACGGUUCAAUCGAGUGUCUCAAGCAGCUCAGGCAUUGGAACAACGGCUUCAGGAAGCUGUUAGAUGCUGGACCAGGUUCAAAGAAUGCGAACGACAGGUCUGUGAGUGGCUGUCGGUCGCUGAGACCAUGAUGAAUGACAAACAUACCGAUAAUAGACGAUCUAUAGAGUAUCACAAGAACUUCUUUAGCAAUGUAAAUGAGAAGUGGAUCCAAGAUUUUGUGAACGCUGGACAAGACUUGAAGAAUAUUCUGCCUGUUGAGAAGCAAGCUCCUAUUUUGGAAGCUGUCGAAUCGCUUCAGAAACGUUGGAAGGAGGUGUUGACGUUCGCUCCUCUUCAUUUAAUGAGACUCGAGUUUCGCCUGGAUGAAACCACGUUCCUGCAGUACCUGAAGGAGAUCGAGGUGGAGGUGAAUUCGGAACAGCAGGCUUUGAUGAAGAAUGACAAUGUCGAGAAUAUACUGCAGAGGAACAAAGAGUUCUUCGUGAACCGUGGUACAGUUCUGGAAGUAGAGAAGUGCCUGCAGACUUUGAAGAAGAUCAGCAAUGCUUAUAGCCAGUUGAUACCUAACGAUACUAGCUUGUCUGAGGCUGCACAACAUGCUGAACGCCUGUGGGAGGAUUCCGCUCAGAGAGUGGAACGUUUGAGGGAACAAUUGAAACAAGUGCCUGAGCAGUGGGCUGCCUAUAAGAAGAAAUUUGACGAGAUGGUACGAUGGAUGGACCAUGUAGACAGUAACCUGGCGACUAUUCUGCACGAGGUGAAUACGCUGGAGGAAUUCGAAACAGAAAAAACGGUAUUCCAGGUUCAAGUUUUAACGAAAAUAUGUAGAGAAGCAGACAGCAAACGGGAAGAGAUGAAAUGGUUGGUGCAAACCUUGGAUAGCCUGACUUCCAAUCGUUCAGAUCACGAAGCCCUUUCAGAGCAGAACCGUCUGGAGCAGUUGAUUACUCGUUAUAAGAACCUCAUACCAACCAUAGAGAUCACCAUGACGAAAACCGAUAUCUAUUCAAAAAGCUACACGUACAGAAAAGAAGUGCGCGAGGUGUGCACUCUUUUGCACAAGGUGAAAGAUCAGUCGAAGGUCGACGUAGUGUCUGAAAUCCCGGAGACCUUGCAGACCGCGGUUACUCAUCAGGAAAGCCGUUUGAACCAGUUGGAACAACAGAGAUCAAAUAUCGUGAGCAUGCUUCAACGUGGUAAAGAUCUUUUGAAAGACCAACACGCGCCUCCAUUUGUGUCCUUGGAGGUUCAGCAAUUAGAAUCAAGCUGGAACGAUACUUAUGGUCAGAGCGUGGAGACCUUGAAGUCUCUGAAGAGCUCGCAGAAGUUGUGGAAUACUUACCUGCAACAGAAAGAGGAGAUCAUGAGAUUGAUCGAGCAAGCUGAGGAAGAAUUGAGAAAAAUCGAGUCGACUACCUAUUACGAAGCGUCCCAAGUAUCAUCCGACCUUCAGAGUAAGCAGGACUUUAGCUCCACAUUGAGAAAAUCUACCGAAGAGAUGAUGAAGAAGCUGCAAGAGACGUACAGUCAUUUGACAGAGAUCGCACCACCUGAAAGAAGGGAAGUACUGAAGAAAGAGAUCACCCAAACCGAGAAACGAGUGGAGACUACUCUGAAGACCGUGCAGGAGAAGGUUGUUUAUCUGCAGGAGCAUAGUACUAGGUGGAACAAGUUCCAGGCGAAAUUGAACGAGUUGCAAUUAUGGACGCAACAAAGUGCGCCUCAAUCGAUCGCAGAUGCGGAGAACUUGGCGACCACUCCCGAAGAAAUGGUUUAUAGAACUGAGGUCUUGCAGAAAGAUAUUCAGGAGAGAAGCAGGACGUUGAAAUUCCUCGAAGAGGAAUCAGAGAAACUGGUGAAAGGUGAAACUGGUGGUCCAGGAAAGCAGCUGCGCGCUGACAUCAUAAACCUCGAGAAGAGCAUCGAAACUCUUCAAAAGAGUAUCGUGGCCCAACGUCAAACCGCUGUACAGAACCUGGAAACUUGGAAAGAGUAUGAGAAAGGAAUCAAAGAAUUGAAACCUUGGAUCGAAGAAGCCGAGUCAAAAGCAGCCACCAUAGGCAGCAAACCUACGACUCUGCCGCAAGCAGCUCAAAUGUUAGAAACCGCCAGAGCAUUCGAAACACGAUGUCAACAGCACUUCCCUCAAAUUCAAGAUUUAUCCUUGGUCAGCCAGCGAAUAUCAGGGAAAACAUCAGCCUCCGACGAAGUGGACGCUGUUCACACUCGUUGGAACGCAGUACACGAUAUAGCAGUCCAAACAACCACGAAAUUAGACAAGCUAGUCACUUCGUGGAACAGCUUUGAAUCCGAGAUCAAAGAAUUUAACGAAUGGUUAGAAAAAUCCGAGAGAACCGUUCUCAUAGAACCAAACACCGAAACACCGGAGGUAUCGGUCUUGGAGAAAGAGCUGACUCGAUUGAAGGACUUCAACAAGACUAUAUCCGAUCAUCAAGCUCAAUUGAUAUCGUUGACCCAAGUGUCUGAUCAUAUUAGUCACGGUUUAUCCUUGGAAGGAGCGACCAACUUGAAAGCUCGUGUAUCAGACAUCAAAUCCAGAGUCAGUAAGCUGGCUGACACGGUCAGAUUGCAGAUCAAUCGCGUCUCUGAUUCUCUGUUAGCCCGCCAGGAAUUCCAGAUGAAGAUCACCGAUCUGGAGAACUGGAUGUCACAACUCAGAUCGAACGUCGCUGAGAUCAGCGAUGCAACUGUUGAUACCGUUGAUACCAAUCUUCAGGCUGUGCACGCGUACAUUCAGGAACACUCCGAGAAACAGCCCAGUUUGGAAGCUAUCUGCGAAGAAGUAAAGGUGAUAUGUCCUAAAGGAUCCAUAAAAGUUAAAGCUGCUUUGGUUGACACUUACGUAGAUCUAGAGAAGAAGUAUAAAGCAUUAGGCGACGACUUGCAACAGAAGAAGAAGGGAUUGGAGAAAUGGAUAGAAAUGUUGAGUUGGUUGAAUGACGCCAAUGCUCAGUUAAGUCACUGUAAGUACGAAGCUGAGGCUAGAAAACCUACUAUUGCUGAUUUGGAGAGAUUCUCCUCGGAAUUGCAGACUAUAUACGAGAAGAUAGACACCUGGAAACAAAAUGUUCUACCUGACACUGCUAUUGGAAUUCAGAUCAGAGACAAACAGGGCAAACCUCUGUCCGCAUCGGGUUUGUUAAAUGAUUUAGAGAACAAAGCCUUAGCUCUACAGAACGAGAUAUCCGCCAAACGUGACAGACUAGAGAAUCUUGGCGCCAGGUGGAACAAUUUCAGAACACUUCAACAAACUAUCACGGAGAAGAUACUGAACACUCAAACUUCUCUUCAAGAGACGGUUUACAACGUUGACUCCUGCAAACAGUUGGCUCCUGCCGUGGAGACGAUCGAUCGAUUAAUCGAAGAGCAUCAGAAGAGAGAACAGGAGAAAGAUAUUCUUCAUUUUGAAGGAAGUUCCUUGAUGAAGGAGGACCAGAGAUCGACGACCAAUAUUCAAGUUGUUUUAUCUUCUGUGGAUGCUAAUUGGGAGAAGGUUAACGAGCUUCUUCGAGAGCAAAGGAAGAAAUACGCUGACAUGAACACCGACUGGAAAGAUUACGAAGAAGCUAAAGAGAAAGUGGAAAAAUCUAUCAAAGAAGCGACCAGCUUGUAUCAAUCAGUGAAAGGAGUUUCUUAUGACGUUACUCAGGCAAAUAUCACGUUAGAGAAGCACAAGAAAGCUUUGGAAAUGCUGAAGAAGGGCAGACAUUUCUUAGACAAAAUGGAUUCUAAGGCGCAACAGUUGACGAAGGAAGCUUCUUUAAUGCCUAGAUUCAAUUCUGAACUAAUCGAAAACGACUUAACCGAUGUUCGACAACGAUAUCAAGAUACUUUCAACGAUAUCAGUGAAAAACUACAAACCUACGAGACUCAGGUAAUCAUCUGGAAACAAAUAGAAGAAUCGAAAUCUGAACUUAUCAAGUGGCUCAAUAAUACCAACGACGCUUUGACCACUGCGUUUGAGCGUUUAAUGGACGCAGAAAAUUGUCAAGCCAGGUUAAUCAGAUACAGAGAGGAGCUGCCUGGUUAUCAACAAUUGUAUCAGAACAUCGUCACCAAAAUUGAACAAUUAGUGAAAUCGAACAACGAUUCCGAUAUUCCUACUUUGAGUUCUCUUCAUAAAUUGUUGGACGACCAGUUCAAGGUGGUUAAAAGUUCGGCGGAUAAACUGGAAUCUUUGACUUGUACGUUAAACGAAAGAGAAAGAGCGAUUAGACAGGAGCUGAAGAGAUGUGGUGACGCCAUAUCGAAAAUUCGCGAAGACAUUAUCAAAUGCGAUGAUUUGACCGGCGAAAACACCAAGAUUCUUGGUCGUAUCAAUAAAUGUCAGGAAUUGAAAACAGAAUUGGAAGAAUGCGAUUACGCUCUGUCUAAAGUUGAAGAAACACUGACGAAGAUGUCUACGGAGUAUCCUAGCAUUUCCAAGUCGAGUUUACCAAAAGAAUUGCAGGCUCUUCAGCUUCGAAGAGAUGGUGUGGCCAGUCAUGCUAAUAAAGUGAUAGCAACGUUGGUAGCCUUCUUAACUAAAUUAUACCACGAAAAGUUCAGUGCUCUUCAACGUAUGGUAGCGACGCUGAAAGAAAAAGUAGCAUGGUGCGAACCUGAACAAAGUAGCGAUCGUUAUAAUCUAGAAGUGAAAAUGGCGUCCCUGAUGGACGUGGAAGCUGGAAUUGCCGAUUGCACCGCUAGAAAAGAAGACACUGACAACUCCUUGAAGCUUCUAGCAUCUGUUGAAAGCGCCGAAACGAUGACCGGCUUAAAAACGGAACGUGACAAGGUGGAGAGUGACUUGGAAUCCCUGAAGAGUAGUUACGAUAAGAUCAAAAAUGAUUUAGAAAGAAACAUCGCUCUAUGGCAACGUUACGAACUUACAUCAGAGAAUGUCUUGUCCUGGUUGAAGGAGAACGAAAACAGAAUCAGAGCUGAAGCUUCUGCGUUGCUUAAUUUAGACGAUAUCGAACAGAAAAUUGCGGAAAUGAGUCAAGUACAGAAGGCAGUGAUGGAGUAUCAAAGUGAACUGAAAGACCUGACUGCUCUAGCUGAAGACAUCACCAGAGUUAGUUCUGAAUCUCGAGUGAAUCAAUACAUCAGCCAUCUUAAUACACGUUACGAUUACGUGUUGAAGUUCCUGGCGCAACAUUUGGACAGACUUAAAGAGUUAAAAGAGAACAGGGAUCAGUAUGUUGCUAAUAAGAAGAAACUCGAAGCUUGGAUCGAAAAUGCUGAGAAAACUUUGAAAGCCUUCGACGAAAUCACCGGACCAAAGCCUAUAACUUUCUAUCAGUCGCGUUUGAAAGAACUGAAGGCUUUUGCCGAAGGACGUGAAGUUGGACAAGCCAUAUUAAACAAAACUGCGGAAGCUGGCGAAACUUUGUUCGCCAGGGUCACACCGGACCAGAGAGAAAUGAUCAGAACCGAGUUGAGGAACUUCCGUAACCGCGUGGACGCAAUGGCAGACCGUGCUAAUGUGAUUUAUAAAAGAAUAGAGAGCGACAUGAUGCACAGGUCUUCGUUCGAGGAUAAAUUCUCUCAAGUGAAACAGUGGCUGGUAGAUGCACAGAAUAAAUUAGGAGAGAAACAGGAAUUAUUACCGACCUUACAAGAGAAGAAGCUGACUCUUCACCUAUACAGAGCUGUAGCACAAGAUGUUAGCGUGCACAAGAAUAUUCUUCAACAACUGCAAGAUAGACUAAGCUCAGCUCCCGAUGACGAUGCUAGUGAAAUGUUGGGCAACGUGAUCGAAGCCCAUGAAAAACUGUCUAAUGAAGUUGAAGGACGAAUUAAUAUAGCGGAGAAAUACGUUUCUAACCACGAAGCGUAUCUUCAGACGUUCGAGAAGACUCGGGAUUGGAUCAAUACGGUAAUCAACGAGGGAACGCCUAUAAUCGAGGACUUUUCGGUGGAACGAGACACGGCAGAGACUAAAAUCACUGCUAUAGAGAAUCUUCUUCAACUGAAGGCGGAAGGGGAUCGAACUCUGGCUGACUGUAACGAACAAUUGAAUAUCGUUCUUGAACAAACUUCUUUGCCAGGUCAUCCAGCUUUGCUGUCUAACUUUGAGCAACAGAAAAAGAUAUGGGAAGAUUUCCUGAAGAGAUCCAUAGCCUCUAGAGACAAGUUGAGGCAUAUGUUCGACCAGUGGUCGGAAUUUGAGAAGAUCGUGGAAGACCUGGAGGCCUGGAUCAAGCAGAUGGAGACACAAUUGAAGGAUCAAAGUUUGAAGAGUACAGAGGAGGCAAAGAGGGCUCAUUUACAGAAGCUAAAGUCCUUGGAAGAGAGCAUUAUCGCGAAAGGAGCUGAAUUUAACGCUGCCAUUGAGAAGAGUCAAAGUAUCGAGGCUGAAGCAGACCUGGCCACUAGAGCUUCCAGACAAUCUACCAAGUAUCAGGCUAUCAAGAACCAGAUAAAAGAAACCGUGAUGCGGUACGAACAGUUCGUAAAGGAGCACAAUACUUUCAAUGUGAAAUACAAUCAAUUAUUGCAAUGGAUCACGGACAUUCAAUCGGAAUUGAAGAAGCACAGCGAAAUCGUGGGCGAUUUAUCCGUGUUGCAAAGUAGACAGAAGCUCAUUCGUGACCUUGGUGAUACCAGAACGAAGGAGAACGCUAGAUUCGAGUCUGUCGUAGAUCUUGGAGAGAAAUUAUAUAUUCAUACGUCUCCCGAUGGUAGAGAGAUUAUCAGACAACAAUUGAGAAACUUGAGAACUCUGUGGGAUGGAUUCACCGAAGAUUUGCAAAACACUACGCAGAAAUUGGACCAGUGCCUGAUGCAAUUCGCCGAGUUCUCCCUGUCCCACGAGCAAUUAACUGCCUGGCUUCGAGACGUGGAACGUGCCAUGCAUCAACACACAGAAUUAAAGUGUACCUUGGAAGAAAAACGAGCACAGUUACAGAAUCAUAAGAUUAUGCACCAAGAAAUUAUGUCUCAUCAGUCCCUGGUAGAGUCCGUUUGCGAUAAAGCUCAGCAGUUGGUGGAUCAGACCAAAGACACUUCUCUCAACGUCUUUCUACCUUCUAUUAAACAAUUGUUCCAUAACAUCGUAGCGAAAUCGAAAGAUUUGUUGGAAAAUUUGGAAGAUUGCGUGGAGAAACAUCACAGAUUUAACCUGCAAGUGAAGAACUUCUCUGACUGGUUGAAUGGCGAAAGAGACAAGCUCGCAGAAUGCAACGAUGUCACUGGAGAAAGGACAGAUAUUUGUAGAAGAUUAGCUACUUUGGCGACGUUGAAGGACGAUCAGAUGCAGGGAACGGAACAGCUUGGAAAGUUGAAGGAACUUAGUGAUACGGUUGUUAAAAGAACCGCGCCGAAAGGAUGGGACGCCAUUAAUAAAGAGAUCACCGUUUUGGAAAGCAACCUUCGUCAAUAUCUAAGCGAAAUAGAAUCCGUGGAAGAGAAGCAAAAGACAGCUCUUCAGAAAUGGCAAGACUUUGAAGACAAAUUGGAAACGCAUACAAAAUGGUUCAGCACGAUGGAAGCUGCCUUCAGAGACCAACAAUUACAACCUACUUUGCAGGACAAGGAGGCUCGUUUGAAAGCUUUGAAAGAGAAGCGUGACGCAAUAUUGAAGGAAGAAUCGAAUAUAGACGAGUUCGUUGACAAGUCUCAUAGUCUACUACAUGCGAGCGGCGUUGAACGUAUCAAACCCAUGAUCUCGCAAAUUAGCAAUAGAUACCAACUAUUGCACGGGCUUAGCAAAGAAGUAGUGACAAGGUGUCAGAGUAUCCUAGACGAUCAUCGGGCUUACGAAGAGAAACUGAAGGUUGUGGAUGCGUGGCUGACUCAAUUGGAACAAAGUUUAGCCAGUCUGAAGAAAGACGAGGCAGGUGGAAAUCUCGAAGAGAGAGUCUCUCGUUUACAGAUAUUGUUAGCCGAGAAAGAGCAAGGUGAACAUCGAUUGGGAAGCUUGAUAUCGUUUGGGGAGAGGAUCCUUGCCGACACAUCUGCCCAGGGAAGGGAACUUAUUCGUCACGAAUUAAGGCAGGCUCGAGAACGAUGGGAUAAGUUUGUAGAAGGCAUAGAUGAGCAACAGAAGAAACAGGAUGCUCAGUCUUUGCAAUGGACCAAUUAUCAGGAAACUUUGCAACAGAUUUUGGCUUGGUUAGACACUAUGGAGAGAUCUGUGAAACAGGACUCGACGAUCACGUGGUCUUCUCUUCAGGAAAUUAAAUCCAAGUUGUUGAAGAGCAAGGGAAUGCACCAGGAAAUUCUGGCAUACAAACGCAUCAUCGAGGGUGUCUCUGAAAAGGCAAAUGCACUGAAGUAUGCAGUGCAAGCGCCAUCAGACGCUCAACAGAAAGCUGCUUCGGUUUCUGGAAGAUACGAGGACUUGGUUGAAAUGUCACAAAAGAAUAUAGUCAACCUAGAGACUCUCCUAGACACGUUCCAACAAUUUUACGAUCUCCAGAAAUCCUAUCAAGACUAUCAGAAACAACAAUGGGAACAAUUGACCAAUUACAGCGACUACACGGGCAAUAAAGCUGCCCUUCAAGCUCAGCUGGCCAAGAUCAUGGAGCUUCAAGAUGGCCAGAGGGAAGGAGAAUUAAAACUGGAUAUUCUUAGCGAACACGUGGCUCAGAGUGCAUCCAACUUAUCACCUAGAUCGUUAGAAUCUAUGGAAAGAGACCUGGCUUCGUUGAGAUUCGAGCAUAAGAAAUUCGCCAUUACAGUAAACGACAUUAUUCGAUGCAUCGAGGAGAGGAUCCAGCAAUGGAGCGAGUACGAAAAUUCUUUGGAACGUUUAUUAGCUUGGUUGGCGGAUGCAGAGUCGUCUUUGAAGAAUUACUCCCUAAAGAACUCUCUUGAAGAGAAACAGGAACAACUCGAGAAAUACCAGGCACUGCAAAAAACCGCCUUAUCGUGGGACACGGAAGUGACGGAACUGGUGGCCCUAGGAGACCACCUGGACCAAAUGUUGAUCGUGAAUCUCCGACAGAACGAGGCCGAGUUCGACAAGAUGAGCGACGAAUCUUCCGAAUUGAUGCAAAUUAGUGGGGAGACAAGGUUCUCAGCCAACGUUCAGCAGAUCACCUCGCGUUUCCAAUCCAUUCAAGCGACUGCUAAGGAAUUGGUAAAGAAGUGCGAACAGGCAGUGGCAGACCACGCAGCCUAUCUGGAACGCUACAAACAGUGUUCAGAAUGGCUAGCAAACACCAGAACUACUUAUCAAUCCAUCAAAGACGAUCUCAGUGGCACUCUUCAAGAGCUAACCACGAACGUAGCAACGCUGAAGGAUCUCCUAGCUCGUCAAUCUUCGGCAACCCUUUUAAUAAACAACACCGUGGAAGCUGGAGAACGUCUAUACUACACCACAGGCAUGGACGGCAGAGAGAUCGUUCGUCAACAAUUGUUAGAUCUUCAACAAGCCUUCGAAGAACUGUACGACAGCAUCGCGUCGACCGAACGAGAGUUACAAUCAAAGAUCUCACGUUGGUCCGGAUUCGACGAGUCCAACGAGUCAUUCGACAACUGGCUGAAGACUGUCGAGACUCAACUAAAGCCAGAAAUCGAAUUAAAAACUACACUGGACGAAAAACGAGCUCAGUUGCAAAUCUAUCGUUCGUUCUUGCACGAUAUUCAGUCUCAUCAACAAGAUUUACUCGAUCUUCGCGAUAAAGCUGACAAUUUACCAGACUCUACUGACAAAAUACAUCAGACGCUGAAGAAACUGAACGACAGACACGCUACAGUGUUGAAACGAGCUGUUGCGUUCGUUGAAAAGUACGAAGGCAUAGUCAGUGAUCAUCAACAGUACAGCAAAGCUGUGCUCGACACUCACGAGUGGUUAGACGCGACGCAUAAUGCAGUUAUUCUUUGGGGUGACACGGAAUUAGAACGAGUGUCCCUUCACACGAACCUGGAUCGACUGAAGAAUCUAUUGCAGAGUUUACCAGAGGACAAACCAAGAGUUCAACAAAUAAGAAUCCUAGGGGAGAAGGUGAUUCCAGGAACCUUGGAAUCUGGUCAGAUUAACAUUCGUUCGCAGAUAGACUCCUCGCAGCAAGAAUGGGAAAGUUUGGUCACCGCUGUCAAGUCUACUAUAGAGAGUCUAGAAAACAAGCUUCAACAAUGGAACGAGUUUGAAACAUCGAAAGAACGAUGUCUCGCCUGGAUGAGAGAAACUGAUACCAAACUUCACGCGGUAGAUUUGAAGGCUACCUUGCAAGAGAAGAAGGACCAAUUGGAGCUUCUGCGCACACUCCAAGGACAGGUUCGCGCGAAAGAACUGGAAAUAGAUGCUGUCUCCGAGAAAGCUCAACAGCUUCACAAGAAUAUCACGUCUCGUACCACACAUAUGUCAGAGUUAAGCAUCAAGUAUCAACAGAUAUCGAACAAAGUGAAAGAUCUGAACAGUCGUUGGCACCAAUACGUGACCACUCAUCAAGAAUUCGACAAUCAAGUGGCAGAGUGCACCAGAUGGUUGGAUGACAUUAGGAAGAAGCUAGCUUACUGCUCUGAUCUGGGUGCAUCCUCUCAGAAAGAUUUAGAGAACAAGAUGGAGGUAAUUCAAGAUCUAUUGUUGUACAAGGAAGAUGGAUUCGCCAAGGUUCAAGGGAUCGUAGAACUAGCUCAAGCUGUCUUAGCAAACACAGCACCAACUGGACACAAGGCUAUCAACGAUGCUGUUGGAAAAUUACAGGAACAAUGGAGCGCGCUAGCCUCGAAGAUGUUGGAGACCAAGACCAACUUGGAUGAUUCUAUCAAUAAGUGGGCUGGUCUUCUAGAACAGAUACAAUCGAUGAAUAAAACUGUUGAUUAUAUGCAGUCUGCUUUGAACGAAUUCUUGCCAUUCCAAACGACAAUGUCUGAAAAGAGAUGUCAGUUGGAACGUAUCAAGGCCUUGGAAGAGAAAGUUCGAUGCGAGAAUAUCGAAGUGGAUAGUCUGAAGAUCAAGGUGGCUGAAAUGAUCGCCAGUGGUCCUCAAGGUCUAGCUGCAUCCCAGGCACAGAGCAUCUUGAACAGAUUCGACACGUUGUUCGAGAAGAUUAAAUCGUUGCUAACCGAGCGAGAAGAACAAUAUAAGGAUCACAGAUUGUACAAAGAAGCACACGACGAUAUUAUCAAUUGGUUGAGUCGAGCUCGUGAAAAGAUUCCAUCGAUGAAACAGAGGCCAUUAAGCGAUAAAUUGGCUAUUGAAAAUGCUGUGGCUCCAUUGGAGAGUUUGUUGAAUAAGAAGGCGCAGGGUGAACUCUUGGUGGAACAUCUUCAGCAUACUGGCAAGGUCGUCUGCGCGAGUACGAGUCCUCAGGGUCAGGAGAUUAUAAUGAACGAGGUGAAAGCUCUAACUCAGAGUUUCGAAGAGCUUUUCAGAGAAAUUAAGCAACAAAAGGAUCAAUUGGAACAAACCGUGAGUCAAUGGAGAGACUACAAGGACGAAUACGAGCGAAUAAGCGAUUGGCUACAGCAGUUCGACAUCCUCAUAAAGGCGCAGAAGAAUUCUCUCUUGUCAAAUGUAGCAGGGAAAAAGAAACAAGUACAAGAAGUGAAAGAAAUACUGGAAAACCUAUUAAAGAGACAAGAACAAAUCGAUAAAUUCAACAAGACUGCAUCCAGUCUUCUUUCGUCUAACCUGGACACCUACAUAAACAACCAACUUCGUCACUUAAACUCUCGCUAUCAGGUUCAAGUGAAUCUCGCCAAAGACGUUCUGAACAAAGUGGAAACUAACUUGGCUCAGCACGAAGAAUACGUAGCUAAUUUGGCCAAGACUUGUGCUUGGAUCGAAAACGCGAAGCAAAUCAUUCGCAAAGGGACCGAAGCAGCGUCCACUAGCAGUCGAGAAGAAUUACAAAACAGAUUAGACAACAUCCAAGAAUUAUUAAGAAAACGCGAGGAAGGACAAAACUUGGUGCAUCUGACGGUAAACUGUGGAGAGAAAGUAAUGAGAAAUACUCGAUCAGACGGUCGUGAAGAGAUAAACAUUCAAUUAAAGGAGAUUCAAAAUGCGUGGGAGAGACUAGUGAAGAAGAUUUCGACGACCAAAGUGCAUUUAGAGACGAGUCUGCUUCAAUGGGCGGAUUAUAGUUCGUCGUAUUUGCAAUUGCAACAAUGGAUCAACGACAGGGAAGCUAAAUUGCAACAAGUCUGUGAACAAAAGGUGUCGAAAGCUAGAAAAGGUCUGGCUGGCUUGAGUUCCUUGGCUAUUGGAGAAAGGAAGGCGAAUCUUAGACAGACGAACAGUAUAGUUCAGGAUAUAGUGGCGUUCGAGCCGAUGAUUCAAUCGGUUACCACGAAGGCUGAGGAUCUUCGACAGGCCACACCAGCCACGGAAAUUUCAAUAAAAUACGAAACUUUGAGCAAACAAGCGCAGGAGUUGUACGCGAAACAAAAAGAAACCGUGGAACAGCAUCAGGCGUUUAUCGAUAGUGGAAACGAAUUUAUUCAGUGGAUAAGAGCGGCUAAGGAGAGACUUGGAAAAUGUUCAGAACCUACUGGAGAUAAGGAAUCGUUGGCGAAUAAGAUUACACAGUUGAAAGUACUGCAGAGCGAGCUGCCAGAGGGCCAGAAGAAAUUGCAACAUGCUUUGGAACAAGGGAACGCGGCGUGUCAGAUCGCCGACGAGGAGGACAAGGAGAUCAUCGAGGAGGAAGUUGCGAUGCUGCAGGAAGAGUACGAUAGCUACGUAGACUCGCUGAACAACACGAAGAGUUUACUGGAAGUAGGAAUAGUGAAAUGGACGGAGUACGAGGACCAAUUUUCAGAAGCUACCGAAUGGCUCACGCAGACCGAGCAAUUGGUGCAAUCGUUCAACAAACUUCAAGAUAGUUUGGAAGAAAAGAAGAAUGUUCUUGAACAAUUCCAGGUCCAUUUACAGACGUUGUUCGACUGGCAAAGAGAACUUGAUCGACUGAACAUGAAGGCUCAGAUGUUAUUGGAAACUUGUGCAGACACCAGAAUCUCGAACGCUAUCACCCAAUUGACGACCAAGUACAACGCGCUUCUAUCUUUGGCUAAAGAAAUAAUGCGACGUCUGGAAUUACAUUAUCAGGAACAUCAGCAGCACAAUACGCUGUAUCAAGAAUGUCAAGAUUGGAUCGAACGAACUCGUGACAAACUGAGCGAAUGUAAGGAGAUUCCAAGCACCUUAACCGAGGUGAACAAUAAGCUGCAUACUUGCAAGGCCAUCAGACAAACCCUGGAACAAGGCCAGAACAAGCUGCGUUAUGCUCUCGAACUAAAGGAGAAGGUGAUUAUGAACACAGAGCAAAAUGGCGCGGCAAAGAUUCAAGAAGACACAGAAAACCUCAAGACGGAAUUCGAGAAAUUGUUAGUCAACGUGGAAGACAUAAGACAGAAACUUGCGGCAAGAGCAAGCGCUUUGGAAGAAUUGAACAAAAUUCAUCGACUCACUACGGAUUGGAUCGAUGAGAUCGAGGGCAAGAUUCAGCCGGGUGAAAUGUACAAGAACGAUCUCAGUGAAAAACGAGCGGUGUUGGAAAAGUAUAAGACGGUUCAGAGGGAUAUUCAAGGUCAUGGUGAAACCGUAGAUCGAUUGAAAGCUCGUUUGGCUGAAGAUUCUAGCAUACCCGUUGGCCCUUAUCAAUCUACCAUCGCAAAGUACGACGAAUUGACUAAGCUGAUCGCUGAAAAAAUUCGAAAUUUAGAAGAGCAAGUGAACGAUCACGAGAAGCUGCAACAAGCUCACAACGAAGCCGCGGAUUGGGUUCGUCACACGAAACUGGAACUUCAGCAAAACUGCGACACCCACGGCGAAAAGGAGCGGAUCAUCGAACGGGAGAACAAAGUGAAUCAGAUCAUCGCUUCUCUUCCCAAAGGAGAAAACUUGAUCUCGAAAGUUAUUCAAUUGAGCGACGGAGUGAUCGCCAGCACAGGUCCCGAAGGUCAAGAAGCUAUCAAACAGGACGUGAAACAGCUGCAAGCAAAUUGGAAAUCUUUGCAAGCGCAGUGUCACGAGUCCCAGAAGACUUUGUCCAACUGUAUUUCCAGCUGGUCUCAAUUUACAACCGCGUUGGACAGCAUGAAACGAUGGAUAGAUCAUUUCCAGAAGAAGGUGAACGACGAGCAAUCGAAAGAGAAUAAAACCCCGGAGGAUUUAAUUCGGUGCAAAAGUCUCGUGGAAGAAGCCGUUCAACAGAAGCCUGUUUUGGAAGAUUUGAACGACAAGUGCGAAGCUUUGUUGGAAAUGAGUGCUUGUAGUUGGGCUCGUGACAAGACUGUGCAAUUGCAGUCGGCUUACACGUCCUUGUUGACGGAUAUGCAAGGACUGGUUUCCAGGGUGGAGAAGAAUUUAUCGGAUCACACCGAGUUCUUGAAGGCGAAGAAGGAAAUGGAAGAUUGGCUGCGUAUUGCUCGAGGAUCCGUGCAGGAUUGCAUGGGUGUUGGGGAUGCUGAGUGGGCCAAGGAUAAAUUGGAAACCAUCAAGAUCGUCGCAACAAGAAUCACGGAGGGUCAACAUUUACUUUCAACAUUACAAAACGCGUACGCGAAAGCCAUAGACACGGCAGUGCCAGAGCAACAAGACCAACUAAGAUCAGACAUGGCGGGACUUCUUUCCAGCUGGGAGCAACUGAGCAUCGAUUUGAAUACGGUUCAAGCUCAGCUUAAGUCUCUGUUACACCGUUGGGAUGAUCACACGGAAGCUCACGGGAAGAUGAAACGUUGGUUGGAAGAGACCGAGAACAGUAUGCAGGAACUUCCAGACACGAAGGGAGAAUUCGGUGACAUGAAAACCAUGCUGGAACGUUACAAGCACAUCCAAGAGGAAGUUCGCGGCAAGAAAACCGAAUUAGAUCAUCUGUUGGAAGAAGCUGACGAACUGUCCAAACUGGCGAAAAAGAGCACGCCUCUGGAUCGUACGAGAGAAUUAUCGAAACGUUGGCAGAAUCUGAGUGAGAACGUCGACGAAAGAAAGAGAUUGAUCGAAAAUGAAAUCGAAGAAUACAACGCUUAUCAUGCAGCCUUGCAAGAGACUGAGAAAUGGCUGUUGCAAAUUUCUUUCCAACUAAUGGCCCACAAUUCACUCUACAUCACGAACAAAGAGCAGACGGUAUCGCAAAUUAAACAGCACGAAACUCUGCUUGCAGAAAUCGAAAAUUACACGAGUGUGCUGGACGAUUUGAAAUUGAAAGGAAACGGACAGAUCGGUCGAUACGUGGCUGCCAAUCCUGAGAUAAAAACAGUCAUCGAAACGCAACUUCAAAAUGUUCAAGAGAGCUACAACUCUCUAUUGAAUACCGCGUUGCAGAUUAAGAAACGAUUGGCGGAAUCGUUGGUCAAAUUCCAGGAAUAUGAAAACACUUUGGAGAGUAUUAUGAAGAAUCUGGAUGCGUAUGAGCCGGAAAUAGCGCAAGAGAUGGAGGCACCUUUGGAUACUCUCGAUAUUGCGAAGCAGAGGUUCGAAAAUGCGCGUACAUUGCAUAAUAAGUUACAAGGCGAGAAAACGAGGCUUGCUCUGGCUGUCGAAGCUUGCGAAGCUGCGGUCGCUUGCGUCUCGAGACCCGGAAGUCCUCUGGAUGCGCCACCUGUGCAGAUUCCACCGAGAGAAGUGGAAGUUAGGAACAAACUGGAGGAACUGAUCGAUCAGGCUCAGGGACACUUGAUGAACGUGACGAAAGCUCUGAACGAACUAGAAGAACAAACUCGUCAGAAGAACGUGCUUCGAUCUUGGAUAAACCAACAAAGAGCUCUGUGCGCCGAAUGGAAGUCUCGGCCAGCGAAAUUAAGAUCCGAAGCUGCACACGCCGAGUUACAAGCAAUGAACGACUUACUUGGAAACGUUGGCGAACGUCGAACUCACGCGUUAACUGAACUAUCGCUGAACGACGACGAUCAGGACAUCGAGGAAGGAUUGAACAAACUGGAAGCAGAGUUGACGGAUGCUAUCGCCGGAAAACAAGCUGCUCAGGAUCUGAUUCAAAAGUACAGAACACAGGUGCAGAGUAUUCAAGCCUGGUUGGAUGUUCUAUCGAAGAAAGUUGACGUUAUCGAGAAGGGAAAUGGACAAACUAUCGGGCAAAAGAUCGCUAGCGUGAAAGAGAUCACAACGGAGUUCGAGUCUCAGGGACCUGGAAAGUUGAACGAGGUGAAGACAUUGAGCGAUCAAGUGAUGGAUUCUGUGAGCAACUUGGAUUCGCAGCAGAUAGAAGAACAAAUUAAGUCUGUGGAAAGAAGAUACGCUGAUAUAGCGAAGAAGCUGCAGAGGAAAGCGCAGGUAUUGGACAUGACUGCUCAAGGAAUCGAGGCAACUAGGCAGGAGAUCGAAGAGAAUCGUGAUUGGAUUCAGCAAAGGAAACAGCAAGCCCAGGUCUCUGAUCCAGUUGGAUUUGACAGCAAGCAGGUGGAGGAGAAGCUCCUUGCUUUGAAGGCGAUGUUGAAGGAAGCAGAAGGAAAGCAAAUGGUGAUCGAUACCCUGGAGAAACGAGUCGGUAACAUGCAGAACGAAUUAGAGGCCAAUGAACAGCAACAAUUGGAAAACGAAACGAAAGCCCUGCGUGGCGAACAAUCUCAGCUGUGUACGAUCUUAACCGAAGGAAUCUCCAGUGCAACGGCUGCAGCCGACGCUCGACGCAAGUUCGAAGGUGAUCUGGAACGAGCGCGGGCUUGGAUCAAGUCGAAGAGCAAUAACUUGAAGAAGCUGAGUGGCUAUCUGCCUUUGAAGGCGUCGAAAGUCGAACAGGACAUCAUUCAGCACGGAGAAUUGGAAGCUGACAUCGAUUCCUUCAGUGAAAAGGACCUGAAUGAUAUUUUGAAGCAGGGGCACAAUCUAUUGAAGGAAUGUAACGAGGAGGAUCGCGCGAAAUUAGGAAAAAUCUUGGACGAAAUGAGCAAGGAUUAUGAAGAGCUGAAGAGCGAAGCGCAAGAGAAGCAGGCAGCACUCGCGGAUCUUCUUCAAGGACGAAAAGCCUUCGAAAAUGAAAUAGACAAGUGUAAGAGAUGGAUCAACGAAGCUGAAGUGGCCACGUCUUCGGAUCUGAGGUCUUCUAGCAUCGAUAUUUUAAGGGAACAGCUGGCUAAGUACGAUCGUCUAAAGAAAGAGGCAAAGGAGUACGCGGACGAUAUCGAGAAGCUAAUACAGCAAGGAAAAUCGAUUCUCCCAACCGUGAGCGACGCUGACAAACUCGAGCUAAACGAGCAGUUGCAAAACAUGAAAGAGGCUCACGCUAGAGUAGCUGGUAUCAUAAAUGAAAGAGCUCUGGCUCUUCAAAAGAGCAUCGACGAAGCCGAAGAAUCAUUGGCAAGGAUUGCCGAAGCGGUUCAAUACAUGACAGACGUGCAGAAAGAGCUUCACGAGCUUAAUAAACCGAUCGGUUCCCGCGUCGAAGACGUGGAAGCUAUGCUGAAUGCGUACGAGAAGAUCCUAAACGACUUGAAAGCAAACAAGGCGAAACUAUCUGAUCUCCAAUCGGUCAAUGUAUCUGAUCUUCACGGGGUAUUGACUCAACAGGACGACCUCAUAAAGGCUAUAGAAUCGCAAAUUGCGAAACUUCGCCAGUUACUUCUGUUACGACAGCAGUUCAUCGCUCUGAUCACUGAUAUUACGACGUUCAUUGCUAAGUACACGGAGAUCGUUCGAGACAUCGAGAACUCGGGUCAAACCACGGAAGAAAAGAUCAAGAGAUACGACGAUGCCAUUCUAAAGAUCCAAGAAUGCGAGGCGACCCUCGCAAGCGCAACUGACAAGGGUCAGCAAAUCGCAGCAGAAGGUUCGACCGCGGAUAGAAACAACAUAACGGAACAAUUGCAAUCAUUGAAGCAACAACUGCAGGGUCUAAGAAGAGCCGUGGAAACCCAGAGGGAGCAACACGAAUUAGCUGCGGCGGAACACAAGAGACUCGCGAACGAACUGGCCGAAAUUCUCGAUUGGUUGGAAGAUAAAGAGAAAGAAGUGAAAUCGAGGCCUCUCCUGGAGAGAGAUCCAACCAGCGUGGAAGCUGAACUGAAGAAUCACAACGUAUUAUGCGAGGCUGUCAACGAACAUCUCGACAGAAUCAGAAACUUGAAAAAUUCUGUGCCUCACGAGGAAGGAAUGCCUGGUUCGUUGAAAGAAAUGCUCAGCGAAGCAGUGUCUCUGUUGACCUCCUUGCCAAGAGAAAUGGAGGAACGUGGAAAUUAUUUGAAGACUAACAUGAAACUCAGACAAGAGUAUGCUGCUCUUACUGAGAAACUUCGAAGUUGGGUUCGCGAAGCAGAGGUUAGACUGGAAAGCGACAAAGAUGGACUCGAUUUUGAGAAUAUCCUGAGCGAUCUCGAGGAGCACAAGAUUUACUUCAGUAGCGAGCCAACGAUUCGCGAGCUGGUGUCUCAGCAAAUACAACAAGCAGGUGACAAAAUUUGGCCAUCGUUGACUACGUCCGAGCAAGAAGAAUUGAGCGCGGAACAACAGCAGCACACUCAAUUACUGAAGAACACGCUGAACACCGCAAAAUCUCAACGUGCCAGAUUGGAACAAGGAGCUGAAACCUGGAGAGACUACACGCAAACCCUCGAGCGAGUUCGAGCUGUGAUCGCGAGGAGUAGAUUCACUGACGAACCUGUCACGACUCUGGCUGGAUUGCAAUUUAACAUCCAGAAGAUCACGCACGCGCUCAAUGAUAUACAGAAUCAACAGUUCGAAUUGGACCUUUUGAACGAACGCAGUCAAGAAGUGCUUCGAUUGGCUGAUGCUAAUAACAAGAAGACGAUAGAAACACAAAUCGCUGAAAUCAGUACGGAAUGGAAAGAAUUGGUUUCCGGGUUAGAGGGCCGCAGAGACGCUCUCGAGGCGCUCUCCAAACAUUGGGAAGAUCUUGAGACGCAAUGGUCUGUCAUUGAAGCUCGUGUAAAUGUCAUCGAAGAGAAGAGCAAACUUUUGGAUACCGUAGUUCGGUCUAAACAACACUUGCAAGACGUUAUCAAGGCUUUACAUGAGCUGGUAUCGGAAGCGGAGAAAUUGAAACCGAUGGCAGAGGAAGUGAAAGAUCUAUCAGGACCUGUUCUAGCGUAUCUGGCAGCCUUCACAGAGGCACCAGCCCACGCGCUCGAGAAAAAGCUGAAUAAGUUGCAGAAUUCCGUCGAAUCGCUCAUCGACUCCCUGCAGACGAAAUCCAAGAAGGCGGACGAGGACUUGGAGGCGUUCGAAGGCACCGAACGUGAGAUCGAGCAGCUGAGGAAGCGUUUGAACGAGGCGCGAGAACGCGCCUCGAACCUUUACGUCUUCGGUCCGGAUCAGGACGCGAUCGAGGAGGAGCUUGACGAGCUACGCUGGGCUGUCGAGCAGCUCCUCGACAGCACGAAAAAGUUCUCAGGAAGCACUAAGGCGCGGUACCAAGCUAGCCAGCAGCUGGUCCCUAGUGAUCUUGCUCAACACCUGACAGCCCUUGAACUUUGCGCUGAAGCGACGGCGCAAGCGAUGGAGGAGAAACAGAGGGAACAGAAACGGGCUAGAACCGUCAGGUCGGAUUACUUAACCGAUCUCGACGAGGUUCAAACGUGGAUCAGACAAGCUGAAUUGAAGGUUCAAGACAGAUCCGUCGAGCCUACCCCUCUAAAGGAACAAUUGAAACAGGUGCAAGACGAGUUGGGCACGAUCACCGACAAGCUCGAACGAUUAACGAGAAACGGCCGUACCAUUGCGGAGAAUACGAGGGACGAUACUGAGAAACAGUUGAUCGACAGCACCGUUCACAAUGUCACUGAACAGUUGAACCAAGUUAGGAACUGGCUGGACGAGAGGAAGCAAGUGGUAGCUGAUACCAUUGACGCUUGGCAGAGAUUUUUGACGUUGUACGAGGCCGUUAAGGCAUGGACCGAAGAAAAGAGACAGUUCCUAGUCGAGCCAUUGAAGCUCAGCACCCUUGUGCAGGCUAGGCAAAGGCUGCACGAGUAUUCGACAGCCGUAAAAAGCUGCAAACAGAUCAACAAGAAUCUCAGUGAUAUGGGUAAGGAGCUGGAGAGUAUCGGUCAGGUUUGCAGCGUGGGCGACUUGCCCGAGAAACUACUCGAAGCUGAAGAAGCUAAAGUCCAAGUAGAGGGUCAACUGUUGGAAAGGAACGCGCUGCUGCAAGAAACUAGCGAAGAAUGGGAGCAGUGCGAGCGAAAGAUGAAGGAAGUGAGAACGUGGAUCGAGAAAGCGAAACAGAGUCUCGAGUCGCCGCAGAACAAAAAGAAACCAUUACGGGAUCAACAUAGUAUAAGGGAAAAAAUGCUGAGCGAUAUCGCGAUACAGAAAACGAAAAUUGGUAUGUCGAUGGAGAAACUUCAGGUUCACUUCCGAUCUGGGAUUGGUGGCGAUAGUCGAAUCGGCGAAACGGUUGACGAGCUGUUGGCCGAGCUAGACAAUCUCAAUACCAAUGUGAGAGAACAGACUACGGCAUUAGAGGCUUGUCUAGCUCAGAUUGAUCAAUAUCAACAGGAGAUACAACAGUUGAGGCAACAGAUUAUGCAGGUGGAGCAGCAACUGAGGACAAUACUGAGCCCAACGUAUCUGUCCGCCGAUAAGGAGAAGGCGUUACAGGAGCAACAGCAGAGCCUGCAGCAAAGGAUGGACGAUUGGAAGCAACGCGUGAAGAUAGUGCUGGAUCAAAUAUACGCCGUGGACCCGUACUAUGUACAGAGCAACGAGACGAGGAUCGUCAAUCAGAUCUCGUACGCGGACAUCGCCGCGGGUCGGACAAGUCCGAGCUCCAGGGGUUCUAGCCCCUUUAGAAAUCCCCGAGACGAGGUUUCUUCGGUCCCCCUCUCGAUUCAAGUGCUCAAACCUACCGUGCAACUGUCAAGAACAGUGGAAGCCCAGAAGCAACCUGUUAUCGAACCAACUGGCGACAAUACUCCACCAAAUGCUGCGAUAGCGGAGACGAAGAUGAAAGAAGAACAGGCAAGACCCGAAGAGCAGAGCGAACAGAAGGAGCCUGAAGUAAGAACCGAGGUUAGAAGACGCGUCUCUAAAGUAGAUUCAGUGGACUCUAGAUUGAGAAAUCAGUCUAGAAGAUCUGGUUCCGUGCGAAAGGACGUUCGCGGACCUAUCAAGGAAUCUCCCGAAAGAAAUUCGUCCGCGGAGGCUGACAAUGAAAUUUCUGGAUCAGACACUUCUAGAUCGGUAGUGGAACAGAGGAAGGAACAGUUUGUACUUAAGAAUACACUGGCUCCUAAGGUGGAGAGAAGAGGAAGGUCUGCCAGUCCCAUUUGGAUGCCUGGAUCAACUACCUACGCGGAUAUUCUUCGUGGAAACAGACAGAAUUCUCGCAGCCCUUCGGUCGAGACUGGCAAAGAUGCUCACGUAGUUGGUAGAGAAGUCGGAGAGACCGUGGUCGAGGAAUCUUGCGUGGAAACUGUUCGGACGGAGAAGAUGGAAUUCGAGGUGCCCAAAGUUGAAGUAGAGGAAGGGGCAACGGCUGAAAAUGCUUUUAUGGAACAACCAAGCGAAGACGCAGCAGUGGAGAGCUAUCAACAGCAGCCUGCCGAGGUCGUGCACGAAGUUGUACCUGAAGUCGAGUCUCCUGUAAAAACUUCUGAGGAACCGAGCGAAGCUCAAACCAGUUGGACGGACGAAAGCAUGGACGAGUACGUUUUAUUGAAUGAGAAAAGUUACGAAAAUGUUGCAAGACCGCCAGUUACAACGCAACAAGUUCCAGAGGUCUACAACUAUAUUCAUCCGGCUAUUCCUGAAUUGGUUGGUUUCAUCGGGUCUCAGAUCGCCUAUCCAGUAAGUUCCUACGUCUACAUGCCAGCUGCACCGCCUCAGCAAAUGGCUCUUCCUCAUUACACCGAAAGUCAGAUAGCCUUUCCAUCGGAGCCGUACGUGGCACAGGCUAGCUACAUCCCUGAACCAGAGAUUUAUCAGCAAAAUCAGUUGCAGAAACAUCCGCAAAGGCAUCCGCAUCAAACCAAAUUCAAGAUCCCUCCAAAGACUGCUCCUGUAGUUGUACAGAACGUUGAAGAGAAGUGUUUACCUUCGAGAGCUCAACAACCUGUGGAUGUUGAGCCUGUCGUUCAGUCAAAUAUUCAAGCUGCUGUUCAAGCUGCUGCUCAACCUGCUGUUCAACCUGCUGUUCAAGCUGCUGUUCAACCUGCUGUUCAACCUGCUAUUCAAGCGGAAGAAGUUUCUGAACCAGAAAAACCAGUAGAACCAGAACAGUCUGUGCAGCAGACAAUCGAGCAACCUGUACAACAAGUUUCUACGUCACUUGCAGAAAGUACGCCUAUUAGGACGAAAAGUACUACCUCAAGCGAGAGCAAGACAUUCUCGUACGCGCAGAUUUUAUCACAGGGUCUCAGUUCUAAACCGACAUCGACUACAAGUGUUCAAUCCUCGACAACGACGACUUUAAUCUCAAAACAGACGAAAGAGCGUUCGCGCUCGCCAGUAAACUCGGCGACAUCCUCUGUGCACGAGUCGAGUCCUCCUCAGGAAGCCAGACAGACUCGAGAAUCGACCGUAGGCAAGUCAGGAAGUACGUGGGAUAUAUCGAGGAGAAGGGAGACGAGAAAGACUCACCAGGAGUCGCCGAAGACGAAAAUUCCUGAGAAGAGAGCUCGCAGAGGACCAGAGCAACCAAAGGCUUCGGAAGUAUUUCAGAAACCUCAGAAAGAGAAGAUCAGGACCAAUACGGAACAACAGAAACAGGUAUUCGAAUUGAAAGAUGAAAUUGUGGAAGAUUUGACGGUUUCUCCGAAGGUAACUCCGAAGAGUGUCAAGGUUGAGAUUAGAAAGGAACAAGUGGACGAUGUUAAAGCAGAAAAGAGGAUAGAUGCUGAAGAAACGAAAAAGGUGGAAGAUCACAAGCAGGAUGAAAAGGAUGUUCAGGAGGAGAAGGAGGUUGAUGUUCAACAGAGGAGCAGGUCUCAGGAGAAGAAACGAAAGGCGAAGAAGAAGAAGCCGGAGAAGGUGGACGACGAGAUAGAGAAGGCCCUGAAGGAGAUCGAGGAUAUGGAUAAGCAUAAAAAGAGGGAUAAGUCGAGGGAACAGGCUAAGAAAGAUACGGUUCAAGCUACGGUGGAAAAACCCAAAGAGGAGAGCGAAAAGAAGAACGUGAAAUCUAAUGAGAGGAAGAAACAGGGUAAAUCGAAGAUGGAGAAGAUUAAAGAUGAAUCGGAGACUGGAGUAGGUCAGUCUAACGCGAAAGAACAGGUUAAAUCGAAGGACGAUGCGAAAGAGAACAAGGAGGAGAAAGAUUCUGGGAAAAAGACCGCGAAGGAUGACGUUAAAGCUUCUGAAGAGAAAGCAACGAAGGUUGAAAGUCGAAAGAACGAACCUGAGAAGAGAUCUGAUGUGAAGAUCGAUUCGAGUGAAACGAAGAAAGUGGACGCGAAGGAAGAGAAACCGUGGAAAAAGAAGCAAAAGGGUAAGGAACAAGCUGGUGCAGCGAAGGACAAAUCUAAUAAAGAUACCAAACCCGCGAAGGUUGACGCGGAGUCGGAGCAAAUCAAGAAGACAACUGACGAAGAUAAAGUAGAAACUCUGAAACAGAAACACGUAAAACUAGAUUCGGUUGAAAGUGUUCAAAAUUUGGAGCAGAUAAAGAAAGAAGACACAAAGGUUACGAAGCCUGUAAAAUCAGAUAAAACGGCCGAAACUAAAGUUGAAUCUAGGAGCAAAGUGCAAAGCGAGCCUAAAGAGAAAGAGCCGAUGAAAGAACAGGAGAAGUCGAAAAAGAAUAAGAAACAGAAACAAGGCAACGACCAGGAGACUUCUAAAGUCCAGACACCGAAGAAACAGAGCCAACAGAGAGAAGACAAGAAAGCAGAACAGUCGAAACAAAAGAAAUCUGAAGAGAAAUCAGAAGUGACGAAAGAUGUGAAAUUGGAUGAAAAGGAAGAAGUUGGAGCAGAAGUUAAUGUGAAAACUCCAAAAGACGAUAAAGAUAAGAAAGCGGCUGAGGAAGAGAAAGGGAAGGAGGAUGAUACAAAAGAACAGAAGAAGAAGGGUACGGUAUCGGAAAUAGAACCGAAAGCAGUAGAAGUAGAACAGAAGAAAGUAGAACAGAAAGUAGAAAGAAAGAAAAGACAAAAGAAGUCAAAGUCACCGACGAAAGCAAAGAAAGAAGAAGAUUCAAAGUCUGCGUUGCCUGUGGAAGAAAAGGAGAAACCUAAAGAAAAUGAAGUAGUAGAAGCGGCUAAAUUAGAAGAAAAAAAUAGUAAAAUUGAUAACGAUGGCAAACUGAUAUCUAUAGAAGAAACGAGAAUUACCGGAAUUGAAGAAAAGAUUACCGCGAUCCAGAAGGAAGAAAAUAUUGUUAGCGUAACAGAGAAGAUUGAAGCACAACCUAAUAUCGAAAAGAGUAUUACUGGAGAAAAAUCUACAGAAUGCGUCGAAAUAUUUAUAGACAAAAAGACGGAAGAAACUGUAAAGAAACCAGAAGAACCUGAGAUAGUUGAAACUAGUGACGUGAAAAAGGAAGAAGGAAUUCUUCUGCCUGAAUUACCAAAAACCGAUACACCCGAAAUCCAAGAAGUUCCAGGAACACCAUCAAAGUCCAAGAAAGGGAAAUCAAAGGAAAAAGCUGUCACCGAAAAUACCACACCCACUUCCGCGGUCGAGUCCAAGGAAGAACCCAAAUCCAGUCAACCAAGCACACCGAAGUCUGACAAGAGAAAGAAAAAGAAACAGGACAGUAAAGACAAAAUCGUGGUCGAACCUCCACAACCAGAACAAACGAUAAUCACUGAGAAACCUAGCACAGACACGAAACCAAUCGAAGAAUCUGAAAAAUCAACGGAAGCACCAUCAUUAAAACUCGUAACUCCACCGAUAGAGUCUCGGGAUAAAAAGCAAGGCCACGUUAAAAAACCAAUUGAGAUCGAGAAAAUUUCAGUGACAAAGUCUGACGAUUCAGAAUCUCGCUCGCAAGAACUGAUUGAAAAUCCAAGUACAGAAGAAGAUUCUCUUCUUUCAAAGAACGAGAAAACUGCAAACGUUUCAGCCACUGUUUCACCAACCACAGAAUCAUCUUCAUUAGGGAAAUCGUCGUUGGUCGAAAAGACGAUUACCACGGUGACUAGCAGCGUGCCUGAACCUGUCGAAACGAAGCCAUCGAUCGAAAAAAUCGUAGAGAACUUAGAAAGUAUUCCCUCAUCCAAGGUCGUAGGCUCCAAACCCACCGAAUUAAUCACCCUGCGUCCUGAAACAGUAGAAAGUAGCCUAACAACCACCGAAUAUGCUAGGGUAUCGGAUGAUUCAGCUGUUGGUAUCCCCUGGAAAGCGUUAGAUACGUUAGCAGACGUUGACAAAUCAAUUUCCGAUUACACGGUAUAUCUUGACGAUCUUGUUAAAGACGAUCAGCCGAUUCUGUUCGGUAGCGUUCAGGAUAGGAGGAGAGGUCGUUCUGGAACUCCGAAAUCUGUAGGAAGCGCGAGAGACGAGAGGGAGUUGGAUAAUUUCGAGAAAGAACAGGACGCGAAGGUUUUGCAGGAUAAAUCUAAGCACGAAGUUGAGGGUAAAAAGGAUAGGAUGAGGGUUAAGGAGGAAGUUGAGAUUGUCGGAGAAACUGCAAGUGUAGCAUCGAAAGAUUCAGGUGAGUUAGUGAUAGAGAGUGAAGGUGAAAUUGCGCAAGAGAAAGGAAGGAUGGGUACGGGACCGGAAGGGUCUUCUUCUGAUAUUGAACAGGGACAGGGAAAAGGAACGGGCAUGAUGUCGUUAGAAUUGGAAUUAAACACUCGUGAAGUAAGUACUCUUCCUACUCGUGUAAGACAUAUGACACCUGGUACAAGAUAUAUUCCCGAACUUGUAACUGUUCCUGCUGACGAUCCUAAGCCUGAAACGGAAAAUAUUGAAGAUAAAACAAGUACGGUCGAAAAGAAGGUAGGAGACGUUGAGGAACGUCGUGAAGUUGAUGAUUCUAAAUCUAGAACGGAAGAAGUUAAAGAAAAAGCAGCUCUACCUGAAGAGAAGAUAGUAGACUCUGAAAAACAAGAAGUCUCUAUUAAGGAUGAAGAUUCUAAACCUGAAAAGCAAAAGAUAGAAGAUAAAUCAAGCCAGAUCGAAAUACAGGUUGCAGAAACUAAAAAACAAGUAAAAGUUAAAGGUGAAAAUUCUAAACAUGAAAAGCAAAAGGUUGAAGAUAAACCAGGCCAGAGUGAAACACAGGUUCAAGAGUCUAAAAUACAAGUAGAAGUUUCUGAUAAAGGUGAAGAUCCUAAACCUGAAAAGCAAAAGGUUGAAGAUAAACCAACUCAGAUUAAGACACAAGUUGCAGACUCUAAAAAGCAAGUAGAAGUUUCUGUUAAAGGUGAAGAUUCUAAAUCUGAAAAACAAAAGAUUGAAAAUAAACCAACUCAGAUUAAGACACAAGUUGUAGACUCUAAAAAGCAAGUAGAAGUUUCUGUUAAAGGUGAAGAUUCUAAAUCUGAAAAACAAAAGGUUGAAGAUAAACCAAGCAAGACUGAAACACAGAUUGCAGAGUCUAAAAAACAAGUAGAUGUUUCUGUUAAACGCGAAGAUUCUAAAUCUGAAAAACAAAAGGUUGAAGAUAAACCAACUCAGAUUAAGACACAAGUUGCAGACUCUAAAAAACAAGUAGAUGUUUCUGUUAAACGCGAAGAUUCUAAAUCUGAAAAACAAAAGGUUGAAGAUAAACCAAGCAAGACUGAAACACAGAUUGCAGAGUCUAAAAAACAAGUAGAUGUUUCUGUUAAACGCGAAGAUUCUAAAUCUGAAAAACAAAAGAUUGAAAAUAAACCAACUCAAAUUAAGACACAAGUUGCAGACUCUAAAAAGCAAGUGGAAGUUUCUGUUAAAGGUGAAGAUUCUAAAUCUGAAAAACAAAAGGUUGAAGAUAAACCAAGCAAGACUGAAACACAGAUUGCAGAGUCUAAAAAACAAGUAGAUGUUUCUGUUAAAGGUGAAGAUUCUAAAUCUGAGAAACAAAAGAUUGAAAAUAAACCAACUCAAAUUAAGACACAAGUUGCAGACUCUAAAAAGCAAGUGGAAGUUUCUGUUAAAGGUGAAGAUUCUAAAUCUGAAAAACAAAAGGUUGAAGAUAAACCAAGCAAGACUGAAACACAGAUUGCAGAGUCUAAAAAACAAGUAGAUGUUUCUGUUAAAGGUGAAGAUUCUAAAUCUGAAAAACAAAAGAUUGAAAAUAAACCAACUCAGAUUAAGACACAAGUUGCAGACUCUAAAAAGCAAGUAGAAGUUUCUGUUAAAGGUGAAGAUUCUAAAUCUGAAAAACAAAAGAUUGACAAUAAACCAACUCAGAUUAAGACACAAGUUGCAGACUCUAUCAAGCAAGUAGAAGUUUCUGUUAAAGGUGAAGAUUCUAAAUCUGAAAAAGAAAAGAUUGAAAAUAAACCAACUCAGAUUAAGACACAAGUUGCAGACUCUAAAAAGCAAGUAGAAGUUUCUGUUAAAGGUGAAGAUUCUAAACCUGAAAAGCAAAAGGUUGAAGAUAAACCAAGCAAGACAGACACACAGAUUGCAGAGUCUAAAAAACAAGUAGAUGUUUCUGUUAAAGGUGAAGAUUCUAAAACAGAAAAGCAAGAGAUUGAGGAUGAAGCGAGUCAGAAGACUCAAGUUGCAGAGUCAAUAAAACAAGUAGAAGUUCCUACUAAAGCUAAAGAGUCUAAACCUAUCAUAAAAGAAAUUUACCCAUGUUACUUUACAGACUUGGUCAAACCCUACUGGUUCAAUUAUCGCCCUUACAUCGAGGCAGAGGUCAAUUUCCAUCGGUGUUUCAAAGUGGUAAAGGUAAUAGAAGAAAAUGUGCCUGCUCCUGCAACUCCAAGAUUAGAGAGUAUCGAAAGAUUUGCUCAAGAAUCGAUUAUGAAGGAGCAUAAAGAAGAAGAAGAAGAGAUGUUAGAAGACACGGAGCAAUCUGAAGUUGAAAGCAGAAAACUUUCACUUAUCAAAGAAACUUUGAAAUAUCCUAUUAGCACAUUUUACAAAGUAGAAUCCGAGUGGGUGAAAUCUAAGCAGACUAAAGAGAAAGAAGAUAUGGCAACUCCUUUGGAGGAAUCUAAUCUUACCGGCGUUGAAGUUGCGAAGGAAACAAUGCAAAUUCAAGAAGAUAAAAAACAUUCCGAGGUAUUAGAUGCUCGAAACAUUUCAGAAAAUGACAUUGACAAAGAGAAAACUAUCGCAGAAAUUACCACGGAGAUUAAAUCUACGGACAUGAUUUUGGAUCAAACGGCAGCUCUUAUCGAGGAUGUGAAUAAAGAGCUUGACAUGAUGAAAAAGGAGAAGGAGCAGAGUACAGUCGAGGGAAAAGUAGAAGAUAGAGAGGAUGGAAAAGAACCUGAGAUACGGAAGAAGGAGCAGCAAGUAUCUGAUAAGAAGCCGAAAGAGAAAUCGAAGAAAGAAAAGCAGCCGAAAGAUGAGAAGUCAAAGUCUAAGAAAGAAGAAAAGAAGGAAAUAACAUCACCGGUAAAAGAACCUGAAGUAGUCGAAAAGAACGAUAUUACAGAAUUAACCAAGGCUGUGGAACAACUUACUAUGAUUAUCAAUGAAGAAACUAAAGAAGCUUCAUUGGCAUUCAAACAAACUGAAGAAGUUGAGAAGGAAGAUAUUGCGAUUGUACAGGGGACAGAGUUGGCACAGACAACGGAACAACUUGUCACAAAAAUAGACGAACCUUCAGUUCAAAUUAUCGAUCGAAAAGAAGAAGAGAAGAUAGAAAAGAAUGUUACAGAAGAAGAACCAUUAAUCACAUUAGAACCAAAAAUUGAAGAAGUAAUAAAACCUGCAAUCGAAUCUUCUGAAGUAGAGAAAGUAAAAGAAGAAACGAAAUUAGAAAAAGAUAAGAAGGAACAUGAGAAACAGGAUGAAAAGAAAGAAAUUGUUCCAGAACCUCAGAUCUUAAUUGAAGAGAAAAUUGAGAAGGAAAGUGAGAAGGUUGAAAAGCCUGUUUCUGGAAAGAAGAAAGUUUCUAAAGAACCUAAAAAGAAAGAUGUUAAAGAGAUAACAAGAGAAGAAAAGUUAAGCACAGAAGAAAAAGCCUUGCCGCAAGAAUCUAUUAGUGUCGUGACUGAAUCAACAGCAACUGAAAAAUCAAUAAGUGACAAAGUACCAGAGAUAAAAGAUUCGAACGCACCUGAAUCUCCAGCGAUAGAAAGCAAAACUAAACCCUUGGAUAAGCCUAGGAAAGAAGAAGGAAAGGCAAAGUCAGGAAAACAGAAACAGCCUAAAGAAAAGUCUGAUAUUAAAGCUACGUCUACCCCAGAGAAAGAUGCAAAGAAACAAGAAGAACAGGAAAUUGUUUCACCAGAUUCGAAGAAGAAACGUGAUGGAAAAUCGAAAAAGGCAAAUGAAAUCCCAGCAGUGGUUCCUCAAGAAACACCGACUGAAGCUCCUUUGGAAGAAACUAAGAAAGAAGAAUCUCAAUCAGAAAUAAAGGAAAUAUCUAAGGAAGAAAAUCAACCGGUAUGCGCCAAAUCGUGGGCAUCUGUUGUUGGUAUGAAAGGAACAAGCAAUCUUCCUGCGGAAAAUGUACAAACUGUGACAGUAACUCCUCAAGAAUCGAUAACUGGAACAUCAGAAUUAGGGAAAGUAGCACAGAUAACAGAAACUGUGCCUGAAGAACCACAAAGUCCACAAACGCAGCAUAAGAAACAUCAAAAGAAGAAAGAAAAGAUUGUUACCGAAGCGAAAGUGUCUUCUGUCGAUACUGAAACUGAGAAGGAAAAUAUGAAGUCUGUUAUUCCUGAGAAAGUUGAAGAAUUAGAAUUCAAUAUGAAAGAUUCCAACAAAUCAUACGCUCAAGUAGCAGCUUCCAGCAAAGGAACUUCUCCACAAUCGAAUCAAGAAGAUGCUGUGUUACUUAAACCGAUUCCUCUUAUUCCUGAUCAAAGCUUGGAUAAACUAAUGGAAGUCGAAACAAUUACAACUGAAAAAUCAUUAACAAUCGCAGAAACUCCAGAGGCUGAAAAAGAAACAUCCAAACCUGAUGAAAUAGCAACAAAUGAAAAGUUCAACGAAUUAAUUACUGAACAAGACGUUUUCAAAAUGGAGUCACCUUCGUGGGCGGAAGAAAUUGAAAAAGAAGCAAUGGUGGAAGAAACUAGUUCCAUGUCGCCAAUUCCAAGCGCGAUAGUAGUCGAGACGCCACAGAAAAUGAAGGAUUCGUGGGCUACUAUUGUUAGUAAACACGCGGAACCGCUGGAACCAAUUUCAUCACCCACUAGCGAAAAGAUUAUGAUGAAAAAACAACAAACUACCGAACAAAAUAUAAAUCCCCAAAUACAAAUCCAUGUGGAAGAGGCUCCAGAGCCGGUAUCAAUUGAAGAAGUGGUUGAAAUCGACGAACAAGGUUUUAUGGAAUUCGUAAAUCGAAAAGAACUGCGAUCUAGACGAUCGAGAUCGCGAUCCAGAAGCAUCAGACGAGACGAACCAAAUUCGAGACAGUCGAGUGAUAAGGCUAUAGUUCCUGAAGAAAUUUUAGCAGAAGAACAGAAACAGAUGGGCGCGCAAAAAGUGGAGGAACAGAAGAAAAAGGAUGGAAACAAAGGAAAGGAGGGAAAAUCGAAGAAAAAGAAAGGUGAAGCAAAAUCGAGCAGUGCAGAUCGCAAUCAGGUGACAAAGGAUGAACAGGAAAAGGAUAGAGAAAACCUUCAGAAAGAAAAAGAUAAAGAAAAGACGAGUAAGAUUGAGGAAAAGGAUGUGAAGAAGGUGGAGAAAGAAAGAAUAGAGCCAUUAGUCGAAGAGAAGACACAGAAACAGGCAGAAAAGAAAGAUACUAAGCAACAUGAGGGCAAAUCGAAGACGAAAGAAGUUAAUUUGAGCCAAGAAAGCAAAGAAAAGGCAGGAGAGAAAAUUGAAGAAAAGCUUGAUGAGAAAGUGAAAGAAGUAGAGGUUGUGAAGCCUGAAACUCCGGAAGUAGAUAAAGUAAUCGAAAUGGAUAAACAGAAUUCUAAAUCAGCAGAUAAGUGGAGAAAAGCAGAAACGAAGGAACAAUCUAUCGCUGCUUCGAAAAAGAGUAAGAAAUCAAAGAGAGGAAAAUCUGAUAAGGACCAACCCAAAGAAGAACUAGAACAUAAAGAACAAAUCAAACAGCCGGGUGUUGUUCAGGUAACAGAAAUACAACUGAAAUCGGAAGUUGUGAAAGAACCAGAAACUAAAGAAGUUAAAGAAAUUCAAGAAGUAUCAGCAAUUACAAAAUCUGAAGCUGAAAGUAAACCUGAGAUUGUCGAAGAAAUUAAAUCUGAAAAGUCAACGUCUCCAAGAAAACGCAAAGGAAAAUCUAAAGAAAAGAAAGUAGAGACAGUAUCAGGAAUUAGCGAAACAUCAAUUGAAGAAAAGAAGGUACCUGAAUCUAAAAUUAAAGAAGAAAUACCAGCGAAAGAAACAAAGGUUCAAGAAAUUCAAGAAAUUGAAGAAGAAGUAAAAAUUACAAAACCUGAAAAAUCAACGCCCACAAAGAAGCAUAAAGAAAAAUCUGAAGAAAAGAAAGUAGAAACGAUACCAGAACGAAUCACUGAAACAUCAGCUGAUGAGAAGAAAGUAUCUGAACUUGAGAUCGAAGAAAUGUCGGUAGAAAAAGUAAAGGAAGAAGUAAGAGAAAGUGAAGCAAGUCAAAAGAAAGAAGUUGAUUCUAAAGCAGAUGUUACUGAAGAGAAAAAAGAAGUAUCUGCAAAGGAAGGAGCUCAGGAGAAACAUCAAGAAGAACCAAUUAAGUCCCCGCAAACACCUGUUGCAGAAAUGAUUGUAGACGCUAAAACAGAAACAGCAGAGGUAACAGACGAAGCUCACGCAGACAAAAAGUUGAAACUUUCGAAGAAGGAGAAACGAAAGCAAAAGAAGAAAGAAAAAUCAACUACACGAGCAACCAGCGAAGAAAGAUUAGAAAAGGAAACAUCCGAGACGUUUGUUCCAGAAAAGAAAGAAGAAACAACAACCCUGGAAGAAAUAAAACCAGAAGAAGUAACUAUUUCACCUGAUGAAACCAAUCAAGAAAAAGAACUUAAUGAAAAACUCCAAGAAAUUAAGAAAUUGAGCGCAAUCACCCCUGAGGUGAUUCCUGAUGAAAUAAAGCUUGUUCCAGAAACUAUGCUUAAACCGACAAUUAAGGAAAAGACAAAACCAACUAAAGAGCAAGCAAAACUUCUGAAACCAACUGAAGAAAAGGAAAAAGUUUCAGAAGAAAUAGAAAACUUUGCUGAAGACAAAAUGAAGACACCUAAACUAGUUACAGAUAAAUCUGAAACGCCCAAACUAGAGAUAGAUAAAUCUGAAAUACCUAAACCAGAGACAGAUAAAGCUGAAACAUUUAAACCGGAUAAAACUGAAACACCCGGACCAGUGACGGAUGAAACUGAAAAAGACAUAAAGCAGAAAGAAGAACCAACGUCAGCUUCGAAAGAGAAAUCAAAACGUAAGAACAAACAGGCGAAGAAAGGUAGACGCGAAGAACAAGAAGCAGCAACGAAGUCUACGGAUGAAGAACUUCAAUCGCCAAAGGAUGAGAAAGAAAUUGAAAUAUUAAGCACAGGUUCUACUAUUCCAUCAACUCCAGAAACUCCAAAAGAAACAGUCGAUCAAGGGAAAGACGCGACGAUACCUGAAGAGAAAAUAGAAUCAGGUGCACAAUUGAAUAAGUUGGAAAUUGAUGAACCAAGGAUCGAGGAGGUUAUUAAGAAAGAUGAGAAAGAAGCGAAGGAUGUCUUGCAGGAACAAGUUGUUUUGAAAGAAACAAUUAUACAAGAAAAGACAGAAAUAUCUGGCAAAAGCCAAGAAGAAGUCGAUCGUCUACAGAAAACCGAAGAAAUUCCAGAAGCUCAGCCUCCAGAAAAGAAAUCUACGAAAGAAGAAAAAUCUAAAACGAAGAAAAUUAAAGAUAAGAGACAGGAAGAGACAACUAAAAAUGUCGAGCAAAAGAUAUCUGAAGAGGAAGCAGUAAUUUCCAAAGAGGAAAUGCCAGUCAAAGUUUCUGAAGUUAAAACAGAUAAAGUCGUUCCACCCGAGGCAAAACCGGAAGAAACCAUUAAACCUGCUGAAAUAAUAGUGAAUGGUAAACUAACAGAAGAAGACGACAAAACUGAGAAGGAAAUAACGGAAAAGAAGACAGAAGAAAUCGAAAAGGUACAAUCAGGAAUUGUAAAGGAACUCGAAAGUAUAAUCCAAGAAACCGAUCAGCCUCCGCAACGAGAUAUAUCAACAGAAAAAUUAUUACAUAAAAUUGAAUCUCCCAUAACCAUAGAGUCGAUUCAGUCUCAACUAGAAACCGAAGAAGAAUUCGAAAAAUGUAUAUCCAGUGAACCAGAAAUAGAAACGGUAGAUAUCGUGGUGGAACCCGUGAAACCAAAAGUACAAUUCUACAUAGCCGACGAAAUUCUGGUUCUAAGUCCGGAGAAGAAAAAACCCGUACAAACCCCCCUAAUCUUAAAAACCCUGUCAGAACUCAGUAGAUCCAAAUUCCUUUCUCUUGAUAGCGGUUUUUGGCCGGACAAACACCCCUAUCACGAGGCUGAACGCUACCUGUUCGAAAAUUUGGCUAACUAUCCGAUGGCUAACUAUCUUUCCGACGAUGUCAAACGCGAUUCUAACGAUAAAGAUGAUUUCGACGGGGAUCAGGGCGGUGGUAAUUUGAACGAACGCGGUGGUAAUGGUGGUACCUUGAAUUCUUAUUUCAUGGGUGGUCCACAUACCGAACGUCUGAUCGCCGAUCUCCCAGGUGGUAUAGGUAGCUGGAGCGAUUACAGUACUUACUUGUCGAGCGAGAACGAGCAGAGAACGGACCAGUGCACCGAACUGGUUCAGGAAAAGAUCGAGAAUCCAAUGUCAGACCCAAUAUAUCCCUCCGAUAAUCUACUUUCUGAGUUAUCCUCUGUCCAUCUCAAGGACGAACAGUCUAUUUCCAAAUUCGACGAACUAUCGUUGGAGUGUGACGUUCCUACAACGUCAGAAAAUUCUGAAGAUGUAAAAUCGUUGUCACUGUCCACUGUCGAAGUAUCCGCUUCUGGCGAACAACCCCUAAAACUCGAUUACAAGACCGUGAACCCGGAUCAACUAUCAGAGUCCACUUAUUCCGAUCCACGUGAGUUAUCCCCGACACCAGGCAUCCCUGACCAUGAUCCAGAUCCCAAGAAACAUUUAGGUAGAGAAAAAGGAUCGAUGCAGCGGCGCACUCCAAUCGUGGAGACGGAGAGAGAGAUGGGGGUAACUGAAGAUGAGGCUGAAAAGAGGAUACGAGGGAUCAAGGAUAUCAUACAGGAGCGCCUAAUGGUUUUACAGUUGAGUCUUUCGAACCUAAAGGGAACUUACUUGCCACGAGAUAGCAUAGACUCUAUGCUGUCUGCAAUUACGAAUUUACUAACGGAGCUCCAAGGAUACGAUGAGGAAGUGGGUCGUUUAGAAGAAGAAUUGCGUAAAAUUCCAGCCGAUUUGGAAGCGCAGAAGCUUCUGUCGAGUCUGGAAGGAAUUCAGUCUCGCAUCGCCACCCUUUUAUCGCAGGCGGAACAAGGGCGCGCUACUUUGGAAAGAGCGCGUGGUCAACAAGAACAACGCGGCCACGAUAUCCACGAAUACAAGAAAUUCUUGGAUGAAACGGAUAGCUGGCUGAAGAAUAUCGUAGCCGGUAUGAAGCAACAACAACCGACUACCACGAACAAGGCUUUACAGGACGAGCUGAGCAGUCACGCGCAACGGGUGUCGGAGCUUGAAUCGUUGCCAGAAAUCAGCACGCUGGCAAAGGUCCUGAAGAAUGCGCUGUUGGAAGUGAUGUCGCGACUGCAGCAAAGGCAGCAGGUAUCCAACGUUUUCCAAUGCACGGGGGCUUUCGCAAACUUCGCUGGUCUUCGCGCAACAGUCUCGUGAAAUACACGAUGAUACAGAAACAGAGAGUUCUAGGAGUAUGAAAGAAAAUUGAAACGAAAAAAGAAACGAAACUAGAGUUGAAUAGAAUUAUUUAACAAAUAUUCGUUACAUAUUACAUAAUACUUAUUUACAUUUAUAGAAUAGAAUAGACGUAACGUCGUGAAUGACUUUUCAAUUUAACAUAUUUCAUGCAACAGGAUUAUCGAAGCAGAGAAUCGAGAAAUAUGAAAUUAGAAAUUAAAAAUUGAAAAGGAAUAUUUAGCAAAUAUUUAUUAUAUAUAUAUUUAUACAUACGACUUAUUUUUAUUUAUUAUAUUUAUACGGACAUAUAAAUGUAGCACCAUCGAUUAAUUUAAAAUUUAAAGAUAGGUAAACUUUGGUCAAAUUUCUAAUCGAUUUCUAGUCAAGUUCUAGUCUAUUUUGGGAUUGGGAAUAAAAUAAAAGGAAUUAUUCAGUCUCUUGUCGACGCAAGAGAUCUACUACAAGAAUAAUAAGGAUGUGUACAGAGUAUGUAUUAUACAUUAAGAAAUGGUAUACAUAUACAUAUAAUACUGCCUGUAUCUUAUACUUUAGUAAAUACAUAAUGGUAAUAGGGUGAUAGAUAUAGUCAAGCAUGUAACAUUCUUUUUGUUUCCUUUCUGCUUCUUAACGUAGUAAUUCAUGUUUGUCGUAUCACGUAUCAUUUUGCACGAUAUUUAUUAAUGGGUAAAUUAUGACAGGAUAAGGUUCUAGUACACUUGUCGUUUCAUCUACUUUUAUUUAUCGUUAUGUCAUUGCGUUUAUUUCUCACCUGAGCUUCACAUCAUAUGCAACGAAUAUGGCGGGUUAAAUAUCAUAGGCGUGUUAGUCGAUAUAAUUAAUAACUUCAACCACUAAAAAUAUAUAGAAUUUUUUAUUAUUUAUGAAAAAUGACUAUGAUUGUCAGCCCGCCAUUACACCGUCAUUUUACGCUCAUCGCACUGUCAUCGUUCACUCUUCUCACAACUUCACGGUGUAUUUAUUUAUAUAUAAAGCUAGCACUUUUUACGUUUCUUUUAGCUUAAGGUAAUGAAUGUAAUUGUAUAGGUGCAGCAUUUGUUUAUGGAAUGUUAAUACAGUUACUCUGUAAUUUUUUUCAUGCUGUAAUUAAAGUAUUCUCAUUAAUUCCCA
This is a messenger RNA of Bombus pascuorum, 39628 nucleotides long. It is a transcript of the gene Msp300, whose product is annotated as muscle-specific protein 300 kDa. Bases 503 to 38479 code for a protein of 12658 amino acids. The record is from RefSeq and is a predicted model, not a curated record. The transcript has 42 exons. Gene Ontology annotation, biological process: nuclear migration. Gene Ontology annotation, molecular function: actin filament binding. Gene Ontology annotation, cellular component: meiotic nuclear membrane microtubule tethering complex; cytoplasm; nuclear outer membrane. Lineage: Eukaryota; Metazoa; Arthropoda; Insecta; Hymenoptera; Apidae.